AGCCUGGAUCUGUGUAUGCCAAGCAUCCAAGACCUCGGGGUCUGUCCUGACCACCGACUUAGCUGAGUGACAAGCGGACGUGUGGCGAGCCACCCUGCUUGCUGGCUGACCUGCAGAGAUGCUCCCCGGGUGGCGCGCUGAGGUGCUUGUGGUCCUUUAUACCCGCUCUUGGGGAGGUGCGUGGGAUGCGCAGACCCAGGAUGGGUGGGGGCGGUCCUCCAGACUGCUCUUUGGCCACCUUGGGAACGCAACUUUUCCGGGGGUGUGGGUGGGGAGAGCAUCAGUGCUGGGUGGGAGAGGCUGUCGUCCUGGGCACCCCGCCCCCUCCUGGGCCGCCCCUCCCCCGCGCCCCUGCUCUGGCUCUCCAGCAUCCUCACUCCGCCCAGUUCUGUGCCAGCUGCGUGGGCUCUGGUUUCGUGCGGGUUUUUUUCCCCCUUGGAAUGCUCCAAAAAACUCGGCAGCGACUACGGAAACCCCAUCGGAACUGACCAGCUGCGCUAGCACCAGGCACAGCACUGGUGCCGCGCGCCCGCCGAGCCCACCGCGGUCACUUCAGCCACCAGAUUGCAACUUUGCGGAGAUGACGGACUAGCAUGGCCUGAAGCAUGGCUCAGUUCUAUUACAAACGAAAUGUCAACGCCCCCUACAGAGACCGCAUCCCACUGAGGAUUGUCAGAGCAGAAUCUGAACUCUCACCAUCAGAGAAAGCCUACUUGAAUGCCGUGGAAAAGGGGGACUAUGCAAGCGUCAAGAAAUCUCUGGAGGAAGCUGAGAUUUAUUUUAAAAUCAACAUUAACUGCAUUGACCCCCUUGGGAGGACUGCUCUUCUCAUUGCCAUUGAAAAUGAGAACCUGGAGCUGAUUGAACUGUUGUUGAGUUUUAAUGUCUAUGUUGGCGAUGCGCUCCUUCACGCCAUCAGGAAAGAGGUGGUUGGAGCUGUGGAGCUACUGCUGAACCACAAAAAGCCAAGCGGAGAGAAGCAGGUGCCUCCCAUCCUCCUUGACAAACAGUUCUCUGAAUUCACCCCAGACAUCACGCCUAUCAUCUUGGCUGCACAUACAAAUAAUUAUGAGAUCAUCAAACUCUUGGUCCAGAAGGGUGUCUCGGUGCCCAGACCCCACGAGGUCCGCUGUAACUGUGUUGAGUGUGUCUCCAGCUCAGACGUGGACAGCCUCAGGCACUCACGGUCCAGGCUCAACAUCUACAAGGCUUUGGCCAGCCCCUCGCUCAUUGCGCUGUCAAGUGAAGACCCUUUCCUCACCGCCUUUCAGUUAAGCUGGGAGCUGCAAGAACUGAGUAAGGUGGAGAAUGAAUUCAAGUCGGAGUAUGAGGAGCUGUCUAGACAGUGCAAACAGUUUGCUAAGGACCUCCUCGAUCAGACACGGAGUUCCAGAGAGCUGGAAAUCAUUCUUAAUUACCGUGAUGACAAUAGCCUGAUCGAAGAACAGAGUGGAAAUGAUCUUGCGAGGCUAAAAUUAGCCAUUAAGUACCGUCAAAAAGAGUUUGUUGCUCAGCCCAACUGCCAGCAGCUGCUCGCUUCCCGCUGGUACGAUGAGUUCCCAGGCUGGAGGAGAAGACACUGGGCGGUGAAGAUGGUGACGUGUUUCAUAAUAGGACUACUCUUCCCCGUCUUCUCCGUGUGCUACCUGAUAGCUCCCAAAAGCCCACUUGGACUGUUCAUCAGAAAGCCAUUUAUCAAGUUUAUCUGCCACACAGCCUCCUAUCUGACCUUUUUGUUUCUGCUGCUGCUAGCCUCUCAGCACAUCGACAGGUCAGACUUGAACAGGCAAGGUCCACCACCAACCAUCGUGGAGUGGAUGAUAUUACCGUGGGUCCUGGGUUUUAUAUGGGGAGAGAUUAAACAGAUGUGGGAUGGCGGACUUCAGGAUUACAUCCACGACUGGUGGAAUCUAAUGGACUUCGUGAUGAACUCCUUGUAUCUGGCGACAAUCUCCUUGAAGAUUGUCGCAUUUGUAAAGUACAGUGCUCUGAACCCACGGGAAUCAUGGGACAUGUGGCACCCCACCCUGGUGGCAGAGGCUUUAUUCGCUAUUGCAAACAUCUUCAGUUCCCUCCGCCUGAUCUCUCUGUUCACUGCCAAUUCUCACCUGGGGCCUCUGCAGAUAUCUCUGGGAAGAAUGCUCCUGGACAUCCUAAAGUUCUUAUUCAUAUACUGCCUCGUGCUGCUAGCUUUUGCAAAUGGCCUAAAUCAACUGUACUUCUACUAUGAAGAAACGAAGGGGUUAAGCUGCAAAGGCAUACGGUGCGAAAAACAGAACAACGCGUUCUCCACGUUAUUUGAGACUCUACAAUCCCUGUUUUGGUCAAUAUUUGGACUCAUCAAUCUCUAUGUUACCAAUGUCAAAGCCCAGCAUGAGUUCACUGAGUUUGUUGGGGCCACCAUGUUUGGCACAUAUAAUGUCAUCUCUCUGGUUGUCCUCCUGAACAUGCUGAUCGCUAUGAUGAAUAAUUCUUACCAGCUAAUUGCUGACCACGCAGAUAUAGAGUGGAAAUUUGCUCGAACAAAGCUUUGGAUGAGCUACUUUGAAGAAGGGGGUACCCUGCCUACACCUUUCAAUGUCAUCCCAAGCCCCAAGUCCCUGUGGUACCUGGUCAAGUGGAUAUGGACACACUUAUGUAAGAAAAAGAUGAGAAGAAAGCCAGAAAGCUUUGGGACAAUUGGGCGGCGUGCUGCUGAUAACUUGAGAAGGCAUCACCAAUAUCAAGAGGUGAUGAGGAACCUGGUGAAGCGCUACGUGGCAGCCAUGAUCAGAGAGGCAAAAACUGAAGAAGGCUUGACAGAGGAGAAUGUUAAGGAGCUAAAGCAAGACAUUUCUAGCUUCCGCUUCGAAGUUCUGGGACUGCUCCGGGGAAGCAAGCUCUCCACAAUACAGUCAGCCAACGCGGCGAGUUCAGCGAGCUCGGCGGACUCCGACGAGAAGAGCCACAGCGAAGAAGAAAUUACUCGUCAACAGGCGGCAGGAGCACUUGAGAGAAAUAUCCAACUGGAAUCCCAAGGAUUAGCUUCACGGGGUGACCGCAGCAUUCCUGGUCUCAAUGAACAGUGUGUUCUAGUAGACCAUAGAGAAAGGAAUACGGACACUUUGGGUUUACAGGUAGGCAAGAGAGUGUGCUCCUCCUUCAAGUCGGAGAAGGUGGUGGUGGAAGACACCGUCCCUAUUAUACCAAAGGAGAAACACGCCCAGGAGGAGGACUCAAGCAUAGAUUAUGAUUUAAGCCCCACGGACACAGUUGCCCAUGAAGAUUAUGUGACCACGAGAUUGUGACAACUUGGAGAAGGAGUGUUUACCAUACCUAUACAUAUUUUCCAUAGUGCUCUGGGCAGGCAAAAUGUAUGAAAUUACAUUAUCAAAUGCUAAUUUACACUUUCUAAUGUGUAUCUGUUGUGGCAUAUUAGCCUGUAUUUAUGUUUGAACAAAGCAGAGGCAACGUGAACCCUCCUCUUUUGUAGCCUGCUUUUGCUAUCACGGUUUAUUUUACAAGUGUUUCUGUUGAAUAAAUGCACCUUCUACCCCUGUACUGUUACAAUAACCCACAGAAAAUUUUUAGCUAUCUUUUUCAAUUAAAACCAAUGCAAU
Rattus rattus (black rat) is the source of this 3599-nucleotide messenger RNA. It is a transcript of the gene Trpc4, whose product is annotated as transient receptor potential cation channel subfamily C member 4. The transcript has 12 exons. Gene Ontology annotation, cellular component: cation channel complex; membrane. The record is from RefSeq and is a predicted model, not a curated record. Gene Ontology annotation, molecular function: store-operated calcium channel activity; inositol 1,4,5 trisphosphate binding; protein binding. Bases 606 to 3287 code for a protein of 893 amino acids. Gene Ontology annotation, biological process: manganese ion transport; regulation of cytosolic calcium ion concentration; calcium ion transmembrane transport. Lineage: Eukaryota; Metazoa; Chordata; Mammalia; Rodentia; Muridae.